Lates calcarifer (barramundi perch) is the source of this 3951-nucleotide messenger RNA. RefSeq names its product ectonucleotide pyrophosphatase/phosphodiesterase 5 (gene enpp5). Bases 294 to 1754 code for a protein of 486 amino acids. NCBI's taxonomy places the organism in Eukaryota, Metazoa, Chordata, Actinopteri, Centropomidae. The record is from RefSeq and is a predicted model, not a curated record. The transcript is spliced from 4 exons.
CCCUCUUCCUCAUCCUACAUUACGUCAUUGGGACCUGUGCACUUCUCGAUCGCAGUGAAUUUAGGGGAUGCAGCUCUUCGAGAGGCGAAGCAUGCACUUGCAGGAAACACCGGGCAGCCUUUUGUCUUCGUGCGUUCUGGUUCGGCUUCAUAUCUUGUAAAUAAAAACCGACAGGGAAGGUAAAUAACGCAGAAGGUUGGUAUAGGCCGAGUCCGGCUGUUUAUCUCGGCGUGCAGCGCAAGGCGAGCCUGUGCAGGAUCAGAUAACGAGGUUGUGUCAUCACACACUGCACUAUGCUGGGCUUCUUGCUGCGAGGAGGCUGCAGUCCUCUGGUCUGCCUGUGGGCCCUGCUGCUGCCUCUGGUCUCUCUCCAUCGCUUGAACCAACAUGGACGGAGGGGACACGCCGGGAUGAACCGGCCCAAGCUGCUGCUCCUGUCCUUCGACGGCUUCCGCUGGGACUACGUGGAUCGUGUUCCGACGCCGAACUUCCGUAGCAUCAUGAAUGAGGGGGUGACGGUGGAGCAGGUGGAGAACGCUUACAUCACCAAGACCUUCCCCAACCACUACAGCUUGGUUACGGGUCUGUACGCUGAGACGCAUGGCAUUGUGGCCAACGAGAUGUACGACCCCGUUCUGAACAGAUCCUUCUCCAUGGAGACGGACAGUAUUUAUGAUUCACGAUGGUGGGAAGAGGCAGUCCCUCUUUGGGUGACCAUCCAGAAGGCUGGAGGGCGGAGCGGGGCGGCAAUGUGGCCUGGGUCUGAUGUGAGGAUCCAUGGCAUGUACCCCACUCAAUUCCUCCAGUACAACGCCUCCAUCUCCUUUGAAACCAGAGUGGAACGGAUUAUUGAGUGGUUCUCUGCACCCAACGAGGAAGCGGUGGAUUUUGGAGUUCUUUACUGGGAGGAGCCCGAUGAGAGCGGACACAACCUGGGACCUCAGAGUCCCCUCAUGGAUGAAGUCAUUGCUGGGAUUGAUGAGAAGCUCGGCUUCCUCAUUAACGAGCUAAAGAAAGCCGGGCUGUAUGAGAAAGUGAACCUGAUAGUGACCAGUGACCACGGGAUGACACAGCUUUUCACUGAUAAUAUAAUAGAGCUGGAUGAGUAUGUCAGCAGAGACCUAUACACCUGGGUGGAUAAGAGUCCAGUGGUGGGAAUACUGCCUAAAGAAGGGAAGCUUGAAGAGGUGUACAAUAAGCUGGUGGAUGCAAACCCAAAUAUGGUGGUAUACAAGAAAGAAGAAAUCCCCAAGCACUUCCAUUAUCAGCACAACAACAGGAUCAUGCCCAUCAUCAUCGAGGCCAAAGAGGGCUGGACUGUCAUGCAGAACAGGACCGGGCCCUUCAUGUUGGGAAACCACGGCUACGACAACACCUUACGUAGCAUGCAGCCUGUGUUCGUGGCCCGUGGGCCGGCCUUUCGCCAGAAUUACGUGAAAACCUCCAUGCGCUCUGUCGAUCUUUACCCUCUCAUGUGCCACAUCCUGUCCAUCCGCCCUAUGCCGAACAACGGCUCCCUCUUAAAUGUUAAGGACCUGCUGUACCCAGAGCUAGUUCCAACCACACCCAGCACACCUCCAAGGGUCAACCAGUACUCCUACGCCCCCGUCGUAGGCUCUUUCAUCAGCGUGGUGAUGGUGCUUGGCUUUUUGGUUUUCUACAUCAGACAAGUGACGCUUAAACAGCUGCCCUCACUAAAACACAGAAGCAGGGAGAUGUCACAGCCCUUACUGCAAGAGGACUUGCACCUGUAGCUGAAGAAACAGGAAGAAUGGCAGACAUAAAAGAAGAGGAGGUAUUGCUCCCCAAGGUAGUCUGCUCUGCCCAGAAGCAUUCCCUAAACGCCUCCCUUACACCACUAAUUGCCAUUGUGCUGCUCUUUUAUUAGUUGGAGAUCAAGAAAAUCUAAUCUAACCUCGUAAUAAUGUACUGAGGUACAUCUUGUUUGCCCAAGUGUGAGGGAAAUGUGUGGGUUUUGCUUCUGGUGCAGGCGUAAUCAAGAUAGUAAACCUUUACAUGGGCUUUAUAGUGGCUUUGCUUUGAUUGUGAAUUUUACCUAAUAUCAUCUCAUCAUUUUCAUUGUCACAAAGUUAAAAAAAGAAAAAGAAAAAAAAACAUCAAAGCUAGGAGUGGAAAUAUAACCUGAGAUUCUGACAAGUAUGAACCUCUGGUGGCCAAAAAUGUGACUUGGAUAAUAUUAAGAUGUCAGUAUGCUCAAAACAAACCAUCUUAUCUGAAGGUAAAAGGGAUGGUAGCUGUUAGGAACAGCCACACUCUAAGGCAGGAUGAAAAGCUUGCCAUCAUAGAAAGGCUUGGAAGCAAUAAUUCUUUUUUUUAAUGGAAAUAACUGUGCACACUUUUAGACAAUCUUUCCUUGAUGGCAUUCAUAAUGUUGCACUCUGUUGUGUCCAGGAAAACAAAGAAAAAAAAUAGCUUGAGAAAGUUGAAAAUCCUGCCUACCUUUCGCGACCUGGCCAGUUGCUGCGUGAGGUGGCCAUGAUUAUCAGAUUGUUGCUGUUGGAAAUUACAGAAAUUGUCAGACACAGCCCCCUCCCAAUUCCAAUGUCAGUAAGGUAUCGAGGAAGGCAACAUCAGAUGUUAUUCAGUAUUCCAGAAACCACUUCUACUGAAGCAUACUGACACCUUUACCUUUACUACAGUUAUAUGAUCAUCAGUAGAUUUGGUUUAUUCAACAUUUUCAAAUCUAUGCAAAGCAGAUUUGUAUGUUGUAAGAUAAAAAAGCAUCAAGGCCUUGUCAGAUUUUUUUCCCACCAAUUGCUCUACUUGUGGUCUGCGCACUGAAUUAGAAGUUACUUUACAAAUGCUGUGAUUAAGCUGAAGUAUUCAAAACCCAACUACUUACAUGAGAUUUAUAGGAAGCAGUGUUACUUUUGAAUGUUACUUGGAAGCAGAUGUUCCACUAAAGACUCACUCAGUGUGCCAGGCUACUGCUCAUAUAUGUUGGUCAUUCCAUGAGCCCAUCGCAUCACGACCUUGCUCUUUAGUAGUCAGUUACCAUUUGCCUUUUAACUUAACAGAAAACAUCUCUCUAAUGUGUGCAAUCGUUUGUGUGUAAGUUGUUUAAAAAAAAAAAAAUUUUGGUAGCCUUUGUGUUGAGAGGGCGUUUUACCAUGUAGAUGACUGUGUACUGCCCACUCCUUCACAUGUUGACCGUCAUAACCAUGGCCAUUUGUGGGUGAAAUGUGAAGUGCAAUUGCUAUUGGUCAGUAUUUUGUCGUAGGAAUUUUGAGGGUUUUGUUGUUGCUUGAUUGAGAAGACUAUUUUGGCAUGACUUGCAAGAACUGUUCCCCUGAUUUGCACUACAGGAUAGAAAUGAAACAGAACGAAGGGGCAGUAGUUGGAUGCUUCUUAGGUCAUGUAUAAUUUGCACUUCUUGUUCGUAGUUGCUAUUUAAAAUAAUGAAAAAAGUUAGGUGCCUCUUGCCAAAAAGAUUUUUAAUUAGUGUAAUCAUAGAAAAUCGAGUAGAAUCCAGAUCUGCCAGUAAAUUAUUCAAAUAUUUUCUCAGAAUCUUUUCAGAAAGAAUUGGUUCAGUUUUCUUCUUAUGCUUUUAGAUGACUAAUACCUGUGCCCAAAAAUGACAGACAUCACUGUGAGUACAUACUUUUUACAAAAAUUUAAUUCAUAAAUUGAAAGCAUUUAUAUUGAAAUUGUUAAUUUUCUGAUAAUUGCCUUGUUUUAUGAAAGAAAAGUGUUGUCUGAUAAUUUUUCCCCUGACUUGUUGACAGAGAAACUAAAUAUAUCCAUACUAUAUUUAAGUAAUUCAUUUGAAAUUAUUAGAAAAGAAUAAAUCUUAGAUCAGGUUUAUCUCAGUUGAUUAUUACCUUGGAUUUGAAAUAUGGAUAUUUAAUAUAAUUUACAAAUUAACUAUCUUUGCCACAUUGAUGCAAUUAAAGAGUCUUCUGAAAAUAAAGGGACUUAUGUGAAACUGAA